AUGUUGCACAUCCGCGGUGGCGAGGGUGCCACCCUCGACGAGGGCCAGCGCCUGGUCCUGACGGCCGUGACGCGCCUGGCGUCGACGCUCUCCGCCCUCGGUGUCCUGACCAUCCUCUUGACAUUCUGCUUCACGAAGCACUUCCGGAAUCCCAUGCACCGCCUCAUCGUCAUCAACGCCUUUUACAAUGCUCUCGACGUAACGUGUACCAUGAUCUCGACCAGCGGGCCCAGAGCCGGGGAUACGUCCGCCCUCUGCCAAUUCCAGGGCUUUCUUAACCAGAUUUACGACAUUGAGUCGCUGCGGAGGCUGGAAUGGAAGUAUGUGGCCAGCAUCACGACCGUCACCUUCAUCCCCGCCUUCGUGAUGUUGUUUAUCAGAACCCCGGACAAGGGCCCCAUGUAUGGCGGAGUGACGCUCUGGUGUGCAAUCGCCCCGAAGUGGGUAUUGUUCAGAAUCAUCAUAUACUACGUGCCCAUCUGGUCCAGCAUCAUCAUCACCAUAGCCCUGUACCUGCUCGUAGGCUUGGAGAUCGUCAAGCGCCGACGUGUUCUCGAGUCCAUCACCAGCAGGAUGCACCGGGCGACCGCCACCGUCACUGCCGCUGGUGCCGACGAUGACGGUGACAUUCCGCCCGUCACGGCCGUGUCUUACCCCGAUUCCUCCCGCAACUCAACCACGGCCGAUUACGGCGGCCCCAACGGCGCCGCCACCACCACCACCACCACCACCAUUAUCAGCAGCAGUGGCGGCGGCGGCAAGUCCUACGCCGCGUCCACCUCCACCCGCAUCAUUCCCUCCAACCCGUCCUCUCUCUCGUUCCGACAGUACAUACUGAUGCCACUCUUCUUCUUCCUCGCGCUGCUCCUGGUCUGGGUAGCCCCGUCGACCAACCGCGUCGCCUCCUUCGCAAAGCCGGGCUUUUCCUCGUACCCGCUGCUGCUCGUCGUCGGCUUCACCGGCUCACUCCGCGGCUUCUGGAACAGCAUCGUCUUCGUCGUCGUCGGGAUGCGGUCCUGGAAGAGGAGGAGGAGAAGAGAGGAGCCGGACGAGAUGGCACUCCGGCCCGUGACAAGGGGAUGA
Molecule: messenger RNA, 1083 nt
Organism: Thermothelomyces thermophilus ATCC 42464
Lineage: Eukaryota; Fungi; Ascomycota; Sordariomycetes; Sordariales; Chaetomiaceae
Exons: 4
Coding region: 1-1083 (360 amino acids)
Biological process (GO): adenylate cyclase-activating G protein-coupled receptor signaling pathway
Cellular component (GO): plasma membrane
Molecular function (GO): G protein-coupled receptor activity
Source: RefSeq, a predicted model, not a curated record